AGACCUUAUACAUUAAUAGGCUCCGACGAUUUGGUCCCGCUUACUUGAACUUCCCAGAAGGUCUGCCAGCUCAGCACGCAAAAUGUCAAGCACUAGUACUUUUUCACCAUUAUUUACAUCUUCUUUUCCUGGUACUCCUACUGGUGCAAUCAAUGGUAGUAGUACGAACAGUACUACUAGUGCCGAACCCAGCUUAACUUCGAGUGCUGCCUUGUAUCUCUACACCUUUCUUGCUACACUCGUCCUUCUGCUUGCUGUCUCAUCCGCCAUUGUUAUUCGCAGCCUGAUACUUCGACGACGUCACCAACGCAUUGUAGAAGAAGCUAUUCGAGCAGGGACAUGGCUCCCUCACCAAUCGUAUGAUCCCAGGGGGAGUCGUAGACGAAGAGAUGUUGGAAAGAAGCCGAAGUUGUGGGAAGCAUGGCUCCGCAGUGGUGAUGAGGAGGGGCCAGCUGAUAUCAAAUGUGCUUGGGAUGACAUAAUGCCUGUCUACGCCGCUCAUAUUAAGUCUUCUCCAAGUCCACGGUCCUCGAGGCCACAGUCACCGCAAACCCGAUCUGACGCGUCGUCUCGCACGAUGCGCUUCCUACGAUCUUACCGUACACCAUUUUCACCAGCACCGGCGACGUCAUCUCCGAUUGUUCCUUCUACGCCUGUAUCUUCAUCUCCGUCAACAUCGGCACCUUAUUCCGUAAGCGUAGCUGUCCUCAUUGCAAUGCCCACACAAUGUCACACACGGGAGGCGGAUGGACCACCUGUCAUUGAGCUUGGGGUCGUCGAUGUCCCUCUCCGAGACAUGAGCCCAAGCGGUGACCAGCCAUGACAGGCACCUACGGUGGUUCUGGGCUAUGUAUGUAUACUUAUUGUUUCUAGCGCUCUUAUUUAAUACAGCAUGCUACAUCGACAUGUAUAGAUGUUAUGUACUUUUACCUGCCACCUCAUCGCCAUGCAUUCUGUCGAAGGGCAGACACACCAUCACUUACGUAGGCGUUGAUCGGUCUGUUCGUGCCUAAUAUAGCUGUGUUGAUCAAAUUGG
This is a messenger RNA of Suillus fuscotomentosus, 1036 nucleotides long. RefSeq lists its product as uncharacterized. Lineage: Eukaryota; Fungi; Basidiomycota; Agaricomycetes; Boletales; Suillaceae. The transcript has 4 exons. The record is from RefSeq and is a predicted model, not a curated record. Bases 83 to 823 code for a protein of 246 amino acids.